UUGUGGUGACCACGCGGCUCUUCUUUCAGUUUGCGCCAAUGUAGCGUGCGGGAUAGAAGUCAAGUGACACUGCAGCUCUCUUGUGGCCGCGCCCAGCAAACAGGGGAUGACUGGCAGUUUAUGACCACAUAUCGUUGCAGAUAUAUAUGCAAGUGGCAAGAACGGAAAGAAGAUGGGAGAUGAAAUAAAGGCCAUUCAACAAGGGACGCAGACAUGUCUUUCCAAACAGUUCGGCCACACCGUUGCCAGCGUACCGAUGUUGGUCGAUUCUGCCAUUGCAAGCAACCACUUGACUGAUGCAAACCUUUUAACUGGUUCUUGUGAUGCCACCGUUACCACAGACCAAAUCAGUCAGAUACCUGUUUGUAAUAGCUGUGUUUCAUAUCCAGCAGCUGAUUCUGAUGGUAGCGUUCUUUUAUGUAAACAUGUGGUUGACCCUAUUGGACAAAGUCCGAGCUUUUCAAGCUGUCACAACAUUGAUACAAAUGUUGAUCAGUCGGGAUACAAGGAAGACGGAGAGAUGGCAAACGAAUAUUACCAACAUGACAAUAUUAAACAUCAAACGCUUCCAGCAACUACGAAAGUGACUGGUCUGGAGACGAGUACAGAUGCUACGAAUGUAAUUGAAGACCAGUCGAUAUCAGAGACAUCAGCGGAGGGUUUCUUUAACAUUGCAUCUGAAACUGAACGCAAGGAAGAGACAAUAAUCAAUUUAAGAAAUGAGUCUAUCCAAUAUGGCCAAGAGGACAACAUUAAACACAAUAUCCUUCCUGUAACUGCGGAGGAGAAAACUGCAAAAAUUAAUACAGCUGAUAGGAAUUUAAACGAAGAAGGUCAGGAAGAGUCACAGGUCGUAACUGUGGAUUUCCAUAACAAUGUAGCGAAGGUGUCAGUUCUUCAAGACUUCGCGGAAGGCAAAACACCGGAGUUGAACGUAAUGUCAGAUGUAUACUACACUACACCAGUGACCUGCACAGCAGUUUGCGAAUCCUUCUACCCGGAAAGCGUCCGUGAAGUGUCUGCCCUCCUCCAACAAGCGCGAUGUUCUUCCCCACCACAGACAUCCCCCCCACAUUCGACGCCUCAACUCGCCGCAGUAGCAGCGUCGAGCAGUCAUUCGUGUGGCAGUCUGUAUGCCCAGUGCGGUGCAAACCACCAUGAACCCGUCAGCCUCAACGAGAUUCUAAUAGAACGUGAACAUCUCCCGUCCUACUAUCGCUACCACCCCAAUGCCAUAGACUACCAGUUUCAGGGUCCUCUGGUAGAGGACGAAGAAGCCCUUUUCAGGGAAUACCAUAAGCAGCAGCAGAGGUUUCUAAUGGGCAACGGUGUAUCGGUAGGGCCCUGUACAGCGACGUCCUCUAAUACAGCAGUUACAGCGGGCAAUUUGCAGGCUGCAGAAAAUGGACAGACCCAGAGGGCCUCUCCCACUGGAGCCUCCCCUGUCUUCAGGAUCUCGCAUCCCGAGGACUACGGUUAUCUCAAGGGCUUGGUUCCGCAGCUCAGAAGGGAAGCCAAGGACUGGGAGGCGAAGUCGGACUCUCUGGAAACAGAAGUACUGGAACUCAGGAGGAAACUCAGAAUGAGAGAACAGGAAGUUAUGCGGCUGCAGCGGGAAGUGCACAAACUCAAGAGUGUACUGCAGCAAGCAACAAGUUUUGCCCAAGAUGGUGACUUGUUGGCAAGUCUGCAGGAUCAGCAUGGAAUGGCUGGUCAAAUGCACCAACAGUUGGUCAGUGCAUCCAGCACAAACAAAAAACAGGGUGUGUCAGGUGAAAGUUCUGAUGCUGGACAGACUGCUGAGGACAUCCAGAUUGUGAGAUUUGACAAGGACUUCCGAUCAAAGCAAUUAAUAAAAGAUGCCAUUAUGGAUAAUGAUUUCUUGAAGAAUCUCGACUCCAGCCAAGUACGGGAACUGGUGGAUUCUAUGUAUCCAUUAGAGUAUGAAAAAGGCAGCUAUGUAAUCCGGGAAGGGGAGGCAGGUUCUCAUUUAUAUGUUUCUGCUGAGGGAGAGUUUGAGGUCAUAAAGGAAGGGAAGGUGCUGGGCAAGAUGGGACCAGGCAAGGCAUUUGGCGAACUUGCCAUUCUGUACAACUGCACCCGUACUGCUUCCAUCAGAGUGGUGUCAGACUCAAAGGUGUGGGUGCUGGACCGCAGGGUUUUCCAGCAGAUUAUGAUGCGCACAGGACUGCAGCGGCUGGAGGACAAUGUCAAUUUCCUCAGCAGUGUCCCUCUGUUACAUAACCUCAGUAAUGAUGUGUUGGCCAAGAUUGCUGAUGUACUAGAAGUGGAAUUUUAUCCUGCUGGUGCUCACAUAAUACGUCAGGGAGCCAAUGGUGACACCUUCUUCAUUAUCAGCAGUGGUAGUGUUAAGGUAACCCAACGAAUCCCAGGUCGUAGGGAAGAAGAGGAAAUCAGGAUACUUGAACGAGGGGACUACUUUGGAGAACAAGCCCUACUUAAAGAAGACUGUCGCACUGCCAGUAUCAUUGCUCUUCCACCUGGUGUUGAGUGCCUUACUCUUGACCGAGAGUCCUUCAUACAGCUAAUUGGGGAUCUCAGUGAGCUCCACGAGAAGGACUAUGGAGAUGAGAGCAGAGGCCUCUCAAGGCCAUCCAGUUCAUUCAGCAUCUACUCUGACAGUGAACAAGAGUACGAUUAUAUCCAUUUGGAAGAUCUGGAUGUGAUAGCAACCCUGGGUGUUGGAGGGUUCGGCAGGGUGGAGCUGGUACAGUACAUGUAUGAUAAGACAAAAACAUUUGCACUCAAGUGCCUCAAGAAGCAGCAUAUUGUUGAUACGCAGCAGCAAGAACAUGUGUACAGCGAGAAGAGCAUCAUGUUGAGCUGCCGCAGCCCCUUCAUCUGCAGGUUAUACCGCACUUUUCGAGAUUCCAAGUAUGUCUACAUGCUUUUGGAGGCAUGUCUUGGGGGAGAGGUGUGGACAAUACUAAGGGACAGAGGGUGUUUUGAUGAUCACACAACCCGCUUUGUAACAGCAUGUGUGAUUGAAGCAUUUGAUUAUCUUCAUGCACGAGGCAUCAUCUACAGAGACCUGAAACCAGAAAACUUGCUUCUAGACACGCAGGGCUAUGUCAAACUGGUUGACUUUGGCUUUUCCAAAAGACUUGGCUUUAGCUCUAAAACAUGGACAUUCUGUGGAACACCCGAGUAUGUUGCACCAGAGAUCAUCCUGAACAAGGGUCAUGACAGGGCUGUGGAUUACUGGUCUCUAGGAGUUCUCAUGCAUGAACUGUUGACCGGAACACCUCCAUUUACUGCAACAGACCCCAUGAAGACAUAUAACAUAAUUCUGAAGGGUAUUGACAUGGUGGACUUCCCCCGCCAUAUUACACGUGCUGCCCAGAGCCUCGUCAAACGGCUAUGUCGUGAUGCUCCUACUGAACGCCUUGGUUAUCAGCGUGGUGGAAUCCAAGACAUUAAAAAACACAAGUGGUUUCAGGGUUUUGAUUGGGAUGGAUUACGACAGAGAACUCUAGUGGGUCCAAUAGUUCAACAAAUUCAUGGUCCAACAGACACUUCUAACUUCGAUUUCUAUCCAAAAGACCAUGACAUACCUCCUGAUGAAUUCUCCAACUGGGACAUGGAUUUCUGAGAUUGCAGCACCAUUGGAGUGACCAGUAACAGUGCUCUGGCAACUAUAUGGUUCAGAUGACUGAUAGGCAGGGCAGGAUCUGUAUUGUCUGCAUUCUGUUGUGUGUUACAGUGUGGUUUUCUUGGCCAUCAACACAACAAUUUUUUUCAAACAAAACCAGUCCAGUAUCACUGUACUGACAUUGGUAUUAUUUAAGCAUCUACUACAUGUUUCAAUCCAUGUUUGGAUCAUCAUCAGGCAGUUUCAUAAGUACAUUGUUUGUUACUGAAUUGUCCUAAUAUAGGUCCAUAUUAGUAUUGAUUUCUCUAUCUUGUCAUAACAUAUGUUGGCAUUCUGAUAUUACAGUUAAUCUUAGGGCUAAAAUUAUUUAAAUUAUUACUUGUGUCUCAUCGAUACAAUGGUUUCCGUGAUGCUGGUAUAUUAGAGGGUGAUAAUGUCUUAGCUAUGUUCUGUUUGAAGUGUGUGUUUAUAUGCUUCCUACUGUUGAACGUUAUUCCUGUUUUGCGGUUCUGUGUGAACAUAACAUAUUGUCAUGUAUUUGGAGUUUGCAUGACAAAUAAUAAUAGGUUCUGGAUUUGAUGAAUGGAUUUAUUGGAACUUCGAUUAAAAUUACAUUCAGUUAUAUCAGCUCGCAAUCAAUCUUGACUGCAGAGACGUCUCUUCCUUCUUCUUCAUGUUCUAUGACUGACUGUAGACAACCUUCAUUGUCCCCUACAGAACAUCAGCAUGGAACAUGCACAGAAAAGACAUUGAGAACACAGUACCAUAGCAAUUCCUCUAUUGUUAUAGAGGUGUAUUUAUGUUGCUGUUGCAUAGAAACAGCAAUUCUUCUAUUGUUGCCAUGAAAAUGUCUUUAGUGACCCAUUGCCUAGCAAUGGAUUAUACGUUACAGUAUAAAAAAACAUUAACAACGAAUCCCAGAGGACAUUAUCACCCUCUACUAUACAACAAGCAUUAACGGAAAUCAACAUCGUAUCAACAAGACACAAGUACUAAUUUAAAUAAUUUUAGCCCUAAGGUUAACUGUAAUAUCAAAAUACCAACACAUAUUAUGACUAGAUAUAUAAAUCAAUGGAUUUUAAAAAUAAUACUAAUAUGCACCCAUAUUAGGACAAUUCAGUAACAAGCGAUGUACGAAGGGGGACCCAAAAAUAACCGGAAACGACCUGUUGCGCGCGCAUGCUUUGUA
Molecule: messenger RNA, 4802 nt
Organism: Cryptotermes secundus
Lineage: Eukaryota; Metazoa; Arthropoda; Insecta; Blattodea; Kalotermitidae
Product: cGMP-dependent protein kinase, isozyme 1
Exons: 14
Coding region: 173-3613 (1146 amino acids)
Biological process (GO): protein phosphorylation
Molecular function (GO): ATP binding; cGMP-dependent protein kinase activity
Source: RefSeq, a predicted model, not a curated record